CCACUCCCACCAUGGAGACAUCGGGCACGAUUACUUGGAAAGUCGGCCAAGACACGGUCCAGACCGCCUACUGGGUCUACGGCGACCUCAGCAAAGCCGCGAUCCCGCUCAUCGUGCUGCACGGCGGCCCGGGCGUUCCGCACGGCUACAUCCAGCCCCUCGCGCAGCUCGCCCAGCGCGGGGCCCACAACGCGGUGAUCAUGUACGACCAGCUCGGCUGUGGGCGCUCGACGCACCUCGCGGACAAGCCGGGCGCGUUCUGGACCGUCGAGCUGUUCAUGGACGAGCUCGAGCACGUGGUGGCGCACUUGCGCAUCGGCCGGUUCGCGCUGCUCGGGCACUCGUGGGGCGGCAUGCUCGCCGCGACGUACGCCGCGCACCGGCGGCCCGCGCACCUGCACCGCCUCGUCAUCUCCGACUCGCCGGCGUCGAUGGCGCUGUGGGUCGAGGGGUGCGGCCAGCUGCUGGCGCAGUUCCCCGCGGGCUUCCGCGCGCUGCUGGCCCGCCACGAGGCGGCCGGGACGACCGAGAGCCAGGAGUACCAGGACGCGCUGCAGGAGUUCUACAGAAAGCACGUGUGUCGGCUGGAGGUCUGGCCCGAGGAUCUGAACCAGGCGUUUGCGGACCUCGCAAAGGAUCCGACGGUGUACAUGACGAUGAAUGGGCCGUCCGAGUUCACGGUCACGGGCUCGCUCAAGACCUGGUCCGUCGUCGACGAGCUGCAGCACAUCACAGCCCCGACGCUCGUGCUCAACGGCCGCUUCGACGAGGCGCGCAACCUCGCCGUCGCGCCGUUCUUCACGCACAUCCGUGGUCCCGUCAAGUGGGUCGAGUUCGCCGAGAGCAGCCACAUGCCGUUCUACGAGGAGCAGGAGCGCUACCUCGAGGUCGUCGCAGAGUUCCUGGCCCAGUAGGUUCCGUAGCUAGCACGUCCAAGUCACAUCCAAGGGUUUCAUAAGUGGUAGUAGGUGGUAGUCCAAAGAGUUAUCGCG
Messenger RNA from Mycena citricolor, 992 nucleotides. NCBI's taxonomy places the organism in Eukaryota, Fungi, Basidiomycota, Agaricomycetes, Agaricales, Mycenaceae. The record is from the annotation of a GenBank genome assembly.